AAGGGAAGGGAUUCUCCGAUCCACAGGAGAUCAAUCACAGUUUGCCUGGAUCUGUCCCUGUUUAUGCCCAUUGUCCCAGUAUAAUUUUUUUUUCUUUUGAUUCGGAGUUUCACUCUUGUUGCCCAGGCUGGAGUGCAAUGGCGUGACCUCGGCUCACCGCAACCUCCGCCUCCCGGGUUCAAACGAUCCGCGUGCCUUAGCCUCCCGAGUAACUGGGAUUACAGGCAUGCACAACCAUGACCGGUUAAUUUUGUGUUUUUAGUAGAGACAGGGUUUCUCCAUGUUGGUCACUUUGGUCUCCAACUCCCGACCUCAGGGGAUCCGUCCGCUUCGGCCUCUCAAAGUGCUGAGAUUACAAGGCUUGAGCCACUGUGCACAGUCUCUCCUAGAUUUUCAAUCCGCGCGGCUUCCUUGGACUGGCUUUGGACGACGCUUUCGCCUUCCUGCUGCCUAGGAUCCGCCGACAUGAAUCCCAUCGUAGUGGUCCACGGCGGCGGAGCCGGUCCGAUCUCCAAGGAUCGGAAGGAGCGAAUGCACAAGGGCAUCGUCAGAGCCGCCACCGUGGGCUACGGCAUCCUCCGGGAGGGCGGGAGCGCCGUGGAUGCCGUGGAGGGAGCUGUGGUCGCCCUGGAAGACGAUCCCGAGUUCAACGCAGGUUAUGGGUCUGUCUUGAACACAGAUGGUGAGGUUGAAAUGGAUGCUAGUAUCAUGGAUGGAAAAGACCUGUCAGUAGGAGCAGUGUCCGCAGUCCGGUGUAUAGCAAAUCCCAUUAAACUUGCUCGGCUUGUCAUGGAAAAGACACCUCAUUGCUUUCUCACUGACCAAGGUGCAGCACAGUUUGCAGCAGCUAUGGGGGUUCCAGAGAUUCCUGGAGAAAAACUGGUAACAGAGAAAAACAAAAAGCGCCUGGAAAAAGAGAAGCACGAAAAAGGUGCUCAGAAAACAGAUUGUGAAAAAAACUUGGGAACCGUGGGUGCUGUUGCCUUGGACUCCAAAGGGAAUGUAGCCUAUGCAACCUCCACAGGGGGUAUCAUUAAUAAAAUGGUCGGCCGAGUUGGGGACACACCGUGUGUAGGAGCUGGAGGUUAUGCUGACAAUGACAUCGGAGCCAUCUCAACCACAGGGCAUGGGGAAAGCAUCCUGAAGGUGAACCUGGCCAGACUCACCCUGUUCCACAUAGAACAAGGAAAGACGGUAGAAGAGGCUGCGGACCUAUCGUUGGGUUAUAUGAAGUCAAGGGUUAAAGGUUUAGGUGGCCUCAUCGUGGUUAGCAAAACAGGAGACUGGGUGGCAAAGUGGACCUCCACCUCCAUGCCCUGGGCAGCCGCCAAGGACGGCAAGCUGCACUUCGGAAUUGAUCCUGACGAUACUGCUAUCACGGACCUGCCCUAAGCCCCUGGAAGAUUGUAUUCCAGAUGCUAGCUGAGACGUCAAGUACGGUCUCCUCAUGAGACGUAGCCUAAUCAAUUAGAUCUAGAAUUGGAAAAAUUGUCCCGUCUGUCACUUGUUUUGUUGCCUUAAUAAGCAUCUGAAUGUUUGGUUGAGGGGCGGGUUCUGAAGCGAUGAGAGAAAUGCCUGUUUUAGGAGGAUUGCUCGAGCCUGGGAGGUCAAAGCUGAGGUGAGCCAUGAUUACUCCACUGCACUCCAGCCUGGGCAACAGAGUGAGACCCUGUAUCCAAAAAAAGGAAAAAAAGAAAGCAGCAGCAUGAUCCUGACACCACAGAUGUGGGAGACCCACAGCAUGCAGACACUGUGGGCUGAAAGGUGGGAAGGGAGAGGCCAAUGGAGGUGGAGGCGUUUGAAAGUGAGACAGCAGCAGCAGGACUGGUGGGCCAAGUCCAAGUGACCCUCAGAAUGUUGCACAAGAGCAUCGGGGGAAAGAACCAGAAUCCUUUAAGGGAAAUGUUCUUCAUGUACAAGAGAGUAAAGGGAUUUUUCUAAGAAGGUUCAGCUCUCUGACUUACCUGGACAUUUCUAGAUACUUCCAAAGGACCCUGUGGGAACCCAUAGCUCCCUAACCUGGAGAUGGGAGGUCGUAAUGGAGAUGCUGUGGGAUUUCUUGAAGUUUCUUGGGUUCACAGAGAAGCCCCCUCACUUGUUGUUCUCCCGCGAGCCAGCCUCCACCUGCCAAAGACGCUCUGGUCCUCAUAUAGUGAGUAGUGGGGCUCACGGCCUCUCCAACAGCAGAGAGGAGCUGACUGCUGUAGAGCUGGCCCCAUGUCUUCCUGAGUCCUCACCCUGUCCAGUGCUUUGAGAUUCUUCCCACCUCCCCAUCCCCCCAGCUGGAUCGGGCGCUGUGCAGUGUGGUCAGCGUGGUGAAGAAAGUCGUUUCUUUGGUGGACAAUAUUCUCCUUUAUCUCUCAUUACACUGGAAAUGUUACUUCUGCUGUAUCGUCCAUGCUCAAGGUUUUAGUCUGUCAGGGCUCACCUUCUCGCUGGAAAGAAUUUGCUUAACUUGACAUUCCAUGUGCCGCUAAUAAAAUCUAUUUUGAAAGAAUA
Mandrillus leucophaeus (drill) is the source of this 2499-nucleotide messenger RNA. It is a transcript of the gene ASRGL1, whose product is annotated as asparaginase like 1. The coding region runs from base 466 to 1392 and encodes 308 amino acids. Gene Ontology annotation, molecular function: asparaginase activity. The transcript is spliced from 7 exons. Lineage: Eukaryota; Metazoa; Chordata; Mammalia; Primates; Cercopithecidae. The record is from RefSeq and is a predicted model, not a curated record.